Messenger RNA from Lodderomyces jiufengensis, 1632 nucleotides. Its product is annotated as pantothenate kinase. Gene Ontology annotation, biological process: coenzyme A biosynthetic process. NCBI's taxonomy places the organism in Eukaryota, Fungi, Ascomycota, Pichiomycetes, Serinales, Debaryomycetaceae. Bases 1 to 1632 code for a protein of 543 amino acids. Gene Ontology annotation, molecular function: pantothenate kinase activity; ATP binding. The record is from RefSeq and is a predicted model, not a curated record. The transcript has a single exon. Gene Ontology annotation, cellular component: cytosol; nucleus.
AUGGAAUCUGUUGAUCAGAUAAAUAGUAAAUUACAAGAAUCAAGUUCACAAUCUUCUAAAAAUGAUGAUAUAAUAACUUCAUAUAAUCCAAUAAAAGAUUCAUCAUUAUUAAAUUUUGGAAAUAUUAGUAAUAAUAAUAACAAUAAUUACCAAAACAUUUCACCAUUAACAUCAUCAACACAACAAGUGUCAAUCCAAUCAUCACAAUCAGCAAUAACUUCCAAUUCUACAUCUACUUCAUCAUUAUUACUACAUCAUUCUCGUCGACAUAGAUUAAGUGUAAGUCAUGAAGAUAUGAAUUUAGAUUUAGUUGAUCCUGGUACUAUUAAAAUUGAUUGUAGUGGAGCAUAUAUUGCAAAUGAUGAUUUAUUAAGAAGUUCAAUAACAAAUAAUGAUGAAGAAUUAAGUUCUUCAAAUUCAAAUUCAAAUACUCCAACACCACCAUCUUCAAAUACUUCUUCAGAUUUCGAAGAUGAGAUUGAAGAAGAUGAUAUACUAGAAAAUGAUAAUCAAAAUACAAAUGGAUUAAUCACAAAGAAUAAUAUAACAUUACCUAAACAUAAUGAUGAAAUAAUUCACAUAUCAGUAGAUAUAGGAGGUACAUUAACAAAAUUAGUAUAUUUUAGUAAAUCAACUAAAAACACCAAACAAAUAGGAGGUGGGAAAUUACAUUUUAAAGAUUUUCAAACCGAAAAUUUUAAAAAUGAAGUAAUGAAGUUCAUGAUACAAUUAAUAACUAGAUCAAUAUCAAAGGAAAAUAAAAAUCCUCCAAUAACUUAUAUUUUAGCAACUGGAGGAGGAGCUCAUAAAUUUUAUAAUUUAAUGACAAAAACAUUUCGUAAAAAAAAUCUUCCAAUGAAAAUAUUAGCAAAAGAUGAAAUGGAAUGUUUAAUAAAAGGUCUUGAUUGGUUAAUUACAAAAAUCCCACAAGAAAUUUUUAUUUAUGAUUUAAAUGAAUCAUGUACAAAGUUCCAACCACUACAAAAUGAAAAUGAAAUAUAUCCAUAUUUGUUAGUAAAUAUAGGCAGUGGAGUAAGUCUAAUCAAAGUAACAAAACCUGGUCCAGAAGGAUUUGAAAGAAUUGGUGGGUCUUCAUUAGGUGGUGGGACAUUAUGGGGUUUACUUUCACUAUUAACUGAUGCAAAAGAUUAUAAUGAAAUGUUAGAAAUGGCACAGAGAGGAGAUAAUGAAAAUAUUGAUUUAUUAGUUGGUGAUAUAUAUGGUACUAAUUACAAUAAAAUUGGAUUAAAAGCAAACCAUAUAGCAUCAAGUUUUGCAAAAGUUUUUAAAAAAUUAAGAUUCAAUAAUAAUAAUUCUAAUGCAUCAGAAACUACACCUAUUUUAAAUCCAGUUGAAAAAUUAUCACAAUUUAAACAAGAAGAUAUUGCAAGAAGUCUUUUAUUUUCAAUAAGUAAUAAUAUUGGUCAAAUUGCUUACCUUCAUGCUUUAAGAUUUGAUUUAAAAAGAAUUUAUUUUGGUGGUAGUUAUAUAUCAGGUCAUAUGCAAACUAUACAUACUUUAAGUUUUGCUGUUAAUUUUUGGUCAAAAGGUGAUAUGGAAAGUUAUUUUCUAAGACAUGAAGGUUAUUUAGGUUCUGUUGGAGCUUUUAUGAUGGGUCCAGCAACUGCUUAA